Molecule: messenger RNA, 324 nt
Organism: Aspergillus chevalieri
Lineage: Eukaryota; Fungi; Ascomycota; Eurotiomycetes; Eurotiales; Aspergillaceae
Product: CVNH domain-containing protein
Exons: 2
Coding region: 1-324 (107 amino acids)
Source: RefSeq, a predicted model, not a curated record
AUGAGCUUCCACCUUACCGCUGAGGAAAUUGUCAUUGAAGACAACCACAUCCUCAAAGCCCAGCUCCGGAACGAAGACGGUGAUCUUGUCGAAGCGACUCUCGACCUGAAUGAACACCUUGGGAACAAUGACGGCGCUUUCGAGUGGGACGGCGAGAACUUCAGCGAGAGUGCUCAGAACGUCGAGUUUUCCAUCGAGGGCGAUGGUGAGGUCCCUGUUCUUCGGGCGUCGCUGCAUAGGGUAGAAGAAGAUGAAUGGGUUGAUGCUGAUAUCAACCUCUCUGAGCGUGUUGUGAAUGACAAUGGUCAAUUCGUGUACCAGUAG